This is a messenger RNA of Glycine soja, 1043 nucleotides long. RefSeq names its product probable carboxylesterase SOBER1-like. The transcript is spliced from 6 exons. NCBI's taxonomy places the organism in Eukaryota, Viridiplantae, Streptophyta, Magnoliopsida, Fabales, Fabaceae. Gene Ontology annotation, biological process: protein depalmitoylation. Gene Ontology annotation, molecular function: carboxylic ester hydrolase activity; palmitoyl-(protein) hydrolase activity. Gene Ontology annotation, cellular component: cytoplasm. The record is from RefSeq and is a predicted model, not a curated record. Bases 70 to 831 code for a protein of 253 amino acids.
AAUUAAGAAAAGAGAAGGGUGGUACUGGACACUGGUUGAAGGGUAGGGAUGAAAUGAGAGCGAGAGGAGAUGAAGCUGAUAAAGGGCAGUGUUGUGUUAACAAUCACAAUCACAUUAAGUAGCGCCAUUCUGUUGCUACUAUUGUUCCCACAAAACCAAAAGCCAUCUUCUUCUUCCAUGUCGAGGGCGCGAAGCUUUGUUCUGUGGCUUCACGGCCUGGGUGACUCUGGUCCCGCCAACGAACCCAUCAAAACCUUAUUCACUUCUUCCCAAUUCAGAGACACCAAAUGGUCCUUCCCUUCUGCCCCUUCCGCCCCUGUCACUUGCAACUAUGGUUCUGUAAUGCCUUCAUGGUUUGACAUUCUUGAGAUUCCCGUGGCAGCUGAUUCUCCAAAUGACGAGAGUAGUUUACUUAAAGCUGUUCGAAAUGUGCAUGCUACUAUAGACAAGGAAAUAGCUGCUGGCAUAAACCCUAACAACAUAUUUAUCUGUGGAUUCAGUCAAGGAGGUGCCUUGACCUUGGCUAGUGUUCUACUGUACCCUAAAACUUUAGGUGGAGGUGCAGUCUUUAGUGGUUGGGUUCCAUUCAAUUCAUCUAUUAUAGAACAAAUUACACCAGAGGCAAAGCAGACACCCAUACUAUGGUCCCAUGGGCUGGUUGAUAGAACGGUAAUGUUUGAGGCCGGACAAGCAGGUCCCCCGUUCCUUGAAAAAAUUGGUGUGGGAUGCGAGUUUAAGGCUUAUCCUGGUCUAGGCCACACGAUAAACAAUGAGGAGCUGCUGUAUCUCGAGUCGUGGAUCAAGGCACGCCUACAAAGUUCUUCCCAAUAAUUAUUUCGGCCUGGAAUAAUAUAAUCUAAACAUAAGCUUUUACUUGUGGAGACCCCGGAUCAGUUUGUUGUUUAUUUUCGCUUUAUUCAUAAUGUUUAACAGGAAUGGAAAUGAUCUUAAUGUGUGUUUCGUAUAACGUUGCAUAAGUCUGAAAAUUUUCACGUCAAUUUGCGAAUUCGCGCAGAAGCUAUACACGUGCCUAUUUGGAUUCA